This is a messenger RNA of Aspergillus pseudotamarii, 529 nucleotides long. RefSeq lists its product as uncharacterized. NCBI's taxonomy places the organism in Eukaryota, Fungi, Ascomycota, Eurotiomycetes, Eurotiales, Aspergillaceae. The record is from RefSeq and is a predicted model, not a curated record. Bases 90 to 281 code for a protein of 63 amino acids. The transcript has 3 exons.
AGCAAGAGACCAUUCAGCCAGAUACAGCAGCAAAUAAUUCUUCCAUAAUCCAUCAAACAACCACUCCAUCGAUCCUCUAAACAUUCACAAUGCGUUUCCUCAGCAUUUUCGCCGCCAUCGUUGCCCUCACCCCUGCCGUCAUGGCACAGGGCCAGAACCCCAAGAACUGUCUUGAGAAAUGUCAUCCCUACAGCGCUGGUUCCAAUGAGUACUGUGAUGCUGACCACCAGGCUCUGUACCGUGAAGGCCCUGGCUGUUUCAAGUGCUGUGAGUCCGUUUAAGCGGAUCAAGGAGAGCUGGGACCAGAAGUUUAGUAGUCUCUUAGGUUGAGGAUCUGUAGGUUGAUUUUGUGUUUCGCAGUUGGCUUCUUUGGGGGCUGUGGAGUAUUGUUUCUGUUGAGCGAAUACCGAUGUGUACAAUGCAAUCUGUUUAUUGGUGUGUCAUUGGGAUGUUUAUAAAACAAUAUAAACUGGAAAAUGGAAAAAUGCGAAAUGACAAUAAGCCAUCAAAGGUGCAGCCUAGUUAACAU